Molecule: messenger RNA, 355 nt
Organism: Cadophora gregata
Lineage: Eukaryota; Fungi; Ascomycota; Leotiomycetes; Helotiales; Ploettnerulaceae
Exons: 1
Coding region: 173-355 (60 amino acids)
Source: RefSeq, a predicted model, not a curated record
GCCACACCAGACUACCUCGUCGUACCCGAAGCUGUGGCUGGUGGAGUCCCGUUCUAGAUGGCCAGUAUCUACAUAUAUAAACAUGACAACAAUAAAUGUCUCUUUGUAGAAAACUUUGGUCAUAGGCCCGAAACAAAAACAACCGUUACCUACGCGCUUUAAAUUUUCGAAAAUGACCGAAGUGCAACAAAUCAAAGAUGCCGGAUUCUCAGGACGGAUCUUGGAUGCCUCCUCUCCUGACUACGCUGCUUCACUAAUCCGUAUGAAUGCCGCUGCACAGCGCAAUCCCAAAUUGGUCACUUUCCCUGCAUCAAACGAAGAUGUUUCCACUGCCAUUCGUUUUGCAACCAAGUGA